Eurytemora carolleeae is the source of this 1716-nucleotide messenger RNA. Its product is annotated as protein peste. The transcript is spliced from 11 exons. Gene Ontology annotation, molecular function: scavenger receptor activity. Gene Ontology annotation, cellular component: membrane; cytoplasm. Lineage: Eukaryota; Metazoa; Arthropoda; Copepoda; Calanoida; Temoridae. The record is from RefSeq and is a predicted model, not a curated record. Bases 68 to 1546 code for a protein of 492 amino acids.
UAUAAUUCAAAUCUCAUAUUUUUCAGACUAAGAGUCCUUAGCUCCACAUGCUCCACUCUUACUGAACAUGUUUAACAGAUCAGAUGAGUCUAGGGUGUUCACCCUACCUAGAGCUAUACUACUCUUCUUUGCCUUAACUACACUUGGAUUCGGAAUCUUCUUCCUCUUGCACUUUACUCCGAUAUUUCAUAACAUAGUCAGAUCUCAACUUAUACUGAGCCCAGGAACACAAGGUUAUGAGGCCUGGAGUAAACCUCAGAUUUCUACAUAUAUCAGGUUUUACUUGUUCUCUGUGUUAAACCCUGAGGAAGUUGAAGCUGGCGGUAAACCUCGGCUAGAACAGAUCGGACCUUUUGUUUAUAGGGAGGAGUUGGAGAGGGUUGAUCAGGAUUUCUCAAAAUUUGGAAAUGUAAACUUCAGGACACGUAAGGUUUGGUAUCCAAUAUCCAAAGAAUCUGUAUCAUUGGAUACUCUCAUUACAACUCUAGAUAUCCCUCAGUUUGCAGCUGCUGAGUCAGUCAGAGGAAAAUGGUCGGAGUUUAUGAUGAGAUCUACAUUAAGCUGGCGGCCAUCUUUGUUUACACAGAAAACUGCGCGAGAACUUUUAUUUGACGGAUUUUCUGAUCCUUUGCUCACAGCUGGAGCUUUCUUUAACCCGGAUUCCAAAGUUCCCCUGGAUAAGUUUGGUUGGUUCUAUGGAAGAAAUGGAACCACGUGGGCAGAUGACGUCAUUGGAAUGGCCACCGGGGAACAGAACUACACUCAGCUGGGGGAAAUCAAAACGUGGAAGAAUUCAACUAGAACACAUUAUUCAGGAAAAUGUGGUCAGCUGAAAGGUUCUGCGUCGGGAUUUCUUCCUGUGAAUCUGAAGAGAACAAGUUUUGAUUUCUUCUCUACGGAUAUUUGUAGACCGAUCAGAUUUCAGAAAUCUGAAGAAUUUAUCCACAAUAAGCUCCCCGUCCACAAGUUUUCGGUCAACCCUAUGGAGACCUUUGGUAAUGAGAGCACUAACCCAGAGAACAUCUGCUACAACACAUUUCAUCCUGCAGGGAUACAUAAUUCUACUGGGUGCAAGGAUGCUGGGAUUCUUCCCGUAUUUGUUUCACUUCCUCACUUCCUUGAUGCUGAUCCAUCCUACCUGAAGCAAUUCCAACCAGGUAGCUUAAACCCAGACCCAGAGCAGCAUUCAGCCUACAUGAUCCUACAACCUGAUACUAGUAUACCUGUUCAAGUUAAGAUGAGACUUCAGAUAAUUCUUCAGCUUCGUAAGAAUGAAAACCUAGGAAGAAACUUUGAGAACCUAUCAAACACAUUCCUCCCAGUUCUUUGGUUUGAUGCUGGAGCAGAGACUACUCCAGACCUUGAGUAUACCAUCUGGUUCCUUGUAAACACUCCCUCUAUAGUCAAGUAUAUCGGAAUGGUAUUAUCUAGUGUUGGUUUAGCUCUAUGUCUCUUAUUUCUCUAUGUUAUGGUAAAAGCAGGAAGGAAUGAACGAGAGAAAAUUGUACAAAUCAAACUAAAUGACGAUGAACUCGAAAAUUUGUGAUAUUUCAAAAUCUAUUUUGUAAUCUUUUAUAUUUUUAUAUUUCUACAUCUUUACAUCUUUACAUAUUUGCAUUAGGUACAAAAUUGUGAAUGUAACUUAUGUAUUUUACUUAAAUCAGAUAUAGUAUUGUUUUUGUGUAACUUUAAUAAAGCGAUUAUUUAUGAUUUUAA